GCUCCGGCUCCUCAGGAGGGGUUUGGGAGCUGGCUUGGGAGGCCCCAGCACGACAAAAGCAGGAGGGAAUCCGAGACGAGCCAGUUUCACCCUGUCCUUUCCCAGCCCCACAGCACGAAGCCAAAGCAUCCAAAAUGCAGGAGAAACAAACCUCGCCCGUGUCUGUCCGAGGUGCUGCUAAGCCAUUUCUCAGCAACCAGAAUGUUUUAGCUUCUCCCAUUCUCAGCACAGCGAUGGAAAACUUGGCCUCUUCUAGUACUGGUAGUGGUUCACCCAGCAGUGCCUUCUGUUCCAUCUGUGAAAAACAUACUGAGUCUGGGGCAAAAAACAAAGGAUGCAUGGAAAGCAUUCUGGAAGAAUACCCACAGGAGGGUAGGGAUGUGCAGAAGAAGCUGAAGGAAACCACGUUGCUACAUGAGCAACAGAAAAUCAGUUUAAGACUGAUCAUUGCUGAUUUGCAGACCAAACUGAUGGAAGUGCAGCUGGAAAUAGAUGCACUUCAGGACACCAGACAAAAGGAAUCUCAGAGCCAAGACAAUGUGAAAACACAGCUGCAAAACACUGCCCAAGAGCUGGAAGCUGCCAAUCAGCUGCAGGAGGAGUUGCUGAAGAGCCAUGAGCAAGUGCCUCUGGAACUGUGUGGCAUUCCAAUGGGCUAUGAAGACAGACCAGGAGAGAAACUCUGGGAGUGUGGGACCAUGACUAGCUUCCACAUCCACAACCUGAGCACAGCUGAUGUCCUGAGAGGUUUAGACUCAGAGGUGUCAUACCUCAGAGGAAAGCUUGUCUUGGUGGCAGAAGAACUUGAGUCACUGAAAAAAGAUUCACAAGCCCCAAACCAACCUCUGCUUCAGCAGCAUCACAAAAGAGAGCAAACAGGAACCCAAAAUUCAGCAGGUGGACGUCAAAUUGGUCACCUGGACUCUAGCACUUCCCAGCUGCGUUGUGAAUUGCGAGGAGCUAGGAGGAUCUAUGAAGACAAGGUGGCUGCAGUGAAGGGAAAAAAUGAAAGCAUUGGAAGAAUUUCCUCUUUGAGUGUCCAGCUGGAGUCAACCAAGGAAACACUCCAUAAAGUUAAAGAAGAUCUUGCAUCUAAACAGCUUGGUUUGGAGGCUGCUGAGAGAAGAGUGUCAGAUCUGACAGCCUGUGUGCAGGAGAAAGAGAGAGCCCUUGAGGCUAGCCGUGAGGAAAUCAAGGAGCUACGUUCACAGCUUGACAGAAGGCUGCAGGAGCUCCAGCAUCUAAAGAGUGAAGAGGACCAUUUACACAGAGUGCAGCUGGAAUGUGAAACACUGAAACUGCAGGUGCUGGAAAAGGAGAGGAUUGCUCAGAUCUUCCAAAAGCAAAUUGAUAGCAUGACCCAGGUUGUGAGCCAGCACAGUCGAGCUGCUGGAGCAACAGAGAUUGAGAAAGCUCAGCUUAUAAAAGAAAUAAAUGUCUGGAAAGUCAAAGCAGAAGAAAUUAAGAUUGCAAAGGAUGAGAAAGAAGCCAGGAUACAUGAAAUGGAGGCCAGACUGAGUGAGCUGGAACUGGAAACGGUUAAACUGGUUAACACAUGCACUGAGAGGCUCCAUGCACUUGAUGAUAUGAAACUGGAAAAAGACCAGCUACUGAAUGAACUCCAGGUCAGCCAGAGUGAGCUAGCUGGCCUUGCAGAGGGAUUUGAAGAUUUGAAGAGGAAUUACUGGGAUAAAAUCAAGGAGAUGGAAAACACUGCAAGCAGACUGAAAAUGCAGUUGAAAUCUGCCCAAGCUGAACUGGAACAGACCAGAACUGCUCUAAAGACUAUGGAGGGAUCUGAUGGCAAUGCUAUGAAAGUUGCAGUGGGCAUGCAGAAGAAGAUCACAGCCAAGAGAGAACAGAUAGAUGCACUAUGGAGCCAGAUUAAAUUCCUGGAAGAGGCAAUGACAAAUGCAGCUAAGGAGAAGCAUAACCUCAGAGAAGAAAACAAUAAGCUAAAUCAGGAGUUGAGCUGUAUUAGAGCAGAAAAUACCAGGCUGUCUGGGGAACUGGAGAUCCUAAAAGCACAAGACAAAUGUCUGAAAGAAAAAAUAUCUACGCUGCAGACAGCUCUUGAUAAGGCAUCCAAGCAGUUUGCAGAGUACCAGUGCAUAAUCCAGUGCCAGGAACAGGAAGCUAUGCGCUUCAGGCUGCAGCACACGUUGGAUGUCAAGGAGCUGCAGGGCCCAGGCUACUCAUCAGCUUCUGCUUCAGGCAAGCUGAGGCACACAGUGCUCCUUUCCCACCUGCACUCUGCUCUCCUGCCACCUUCCUUGAGCUUGGCCAGCUGUGCCCUUCACAUGCCUUCCAAACCACACAUUUUGAAGGAAGAACCAUUGCAGGACCUAAAGAAGGUUCUUCAAGAGCCAACAUGCUCAGGCAGUGGCACUGUGGAUCUUGGCCAGGGUGACCACAACGGUGGGGAAAAGCCAUCUUUAGCAACCCCGAGGAAUGCAGUGAAUCCUUCAUGCUUGAAUACUGCAGAUCCUCAGUCCCAAGACAUUACUCUGUUCUUCACAUCUUGUGGAGAUGCUUCCAUCUUCUCAGGAGCUCCUUGUUAUACAUCCUUCCCCAAGAAGGCCCCUCAGGAGCAGAGGUACAGAGCAAAGUCUCCAGUACACAUGCUAUUAACUUCUCCACCCAAUGUCCUUGCAGCUGGCCCCAGCACUUCUCCAGAGCACAGGCUGUCCACAAACAAAGUUGGCUCUCCAGAGGCUGCACCGACAGUCUUCCAGAUAGGUAAGUCUACUUCUCAGUCCAUGAAAACUAGAGAGCAGACAGCCAGGAGGCUACAGAACAAGACAGAAAGCCUGCAGGACCUGCUGGGAUCAUCACAGAUGAAAAAAACAGGUGCCAGAUUUUACCAAAACUAUUCCUGGUUUAUUUAAAGUGCCCAAGCUGCUCAGAAUCAGCUCCUGUUACCUCCCUCUGUGUUUGCAUGAGGUCAUUGUAGGUGUACUUGCUUUACUAGCAGUACCCACUGCUGCAUUAUCCUGCUCCUAGGAUCCUAAUCCUUGGAUUAACUUCACAGUGCACUGUUGCUCAGCCUUUUAACUCUAAUGAGAUUCAAGAUCUUUAACAUUUCAAAGAUGGCAGCAGGUCAGGGGUGCCCUUGUGUGUUGUCAUGUCCAA
Pogoniulus pusillus (Red-fronted tinkerbird) is the source of this 3132-nucleotide messenger RNA. RefSeq names its product coiled-coil domain containing 158 (gene CCDC158). The transcript is spliced from 17 exons. The record is from RefSeq and is a predicted model, not a curated record. Bases 135 to 2888 code for a protein of 917 amino acids. Lineage: Eukaryota; Metazoa; Chordata; Aves; Piciformes; Lybiidae.